Molecule: messenger RNA, 2584 nt
Organism: Neocloeon triangulifer
Lineage: Eukaryota; Metazoa; Arthropoda; Insecta; Ephemeroptera; Baetidae
Gene: Dp
Product: transcription factor Dp-1
Exons: 11
Coding region: 401-2011 (536 amino acids)
Biological process (GO): regulation of cell cycle; regulation of transcription by RNA polymerase II
Cellular component (GO): nucleus; transcription regulator complex
Molecular function (GO): DNA-binding transcription factor activity, RNA polymerase II-specific; RNA polymerase II transcription regulatory region sequence-specific DNA binding
Source: RefSeq, a predicted model, not a curated record
UUGUGAAAAUUACAAAACACUGGUCCCGCGCGCUUUGCUACAAAAUUAUUUUAGCUGUUAUUUUCCUCCGCGUAUCAGUCAUUUUUUUAGUUACUUUCGUUUCUGCGAAGACUGGUAAUAGCUGCUUUGAUAAUUUUAUUAAAUAGCAACUGAUUUUUAAGCUUUAUUACCAAAUUCGGCCAAGAUUCGAGAAGUAAAUUGGUCAUCUGGCAGGGUCACGUGACCGAAUUUUGCCCGCUCAGCCAAUAAGAUUUCUCGCUCGACGACCGCGGUUCACAAAGCUUGCCGCUUGAAGUUGCUGUAGUGUUCCGCCCUUGCAGCGUGCGUCCUGUGUUUAUGGUAACUUCUGAAGCCGAUACCUGGAUGCCCCCUGCGUUGAUCGACUCUUGAAAAGAAUAAAAUGUCGCAAGCGAACACCGUGAAUUUGGUCAUUCACGACGCCAAUGGGCAACCCCAGUUUAUCAAAGUUGUGCAGUCAUCUGCCGGCACACCUUCAAAACCAAACUUGGUGUCAGUCGGCUCUCCCAUUAGUGGACAGUUUAGGACUGUAGUAAAACCACUUCAAGACUCUCCACAAUCGUCGGUUGCCACAGUCAUUUCGGCAGGGCAAGUAUUAAAAACCAUUGGAGUCCCCACCCUCGGAAAAAAUGUCUCAGGUCAAAGGACGCAAAUCCUGACCAUUCCGUUCCAGCAAAGUGGUCUUGCUGGCACACCCACUAAACUGCUGUUGAGCACUCCUGGAAAAAUUGGAGCAGGUUCUUCUCCUGGAGAGACAAUUUUGCUUCCGAAGAAUGUAAAAAUUGCCUCGCCAGCCAACAUUAGGACAGCUGCAACUGUCAUUAAAUCAGAGCCUUCGAAGGCCAUCACUCCAAACACAGUAGCAGCUGAGACGCAAAAUGUCCAGCUGGUUGGAGCCAAAAUGACACCACUCGGUACUGGAAAUAAGUCCUUCAUUUCUCCCAUACUGGACCACUCCAGGAAGCGCCAACAAGCAGAAGCAGAAUAUUCUGCAGAAUACUGGGGUGGACCAGGUGCCAGCAAGAGUGCCUCGUCAAUACCUGCAUCUCACGGUGGGAAGCGUAGAAAGUCUGAAAAGGGUGGAAAAGGUUUGAGACACUUUUCCAAGAAAGUGUGCGAGAAGGUGCGCAGAAAAGGCACAACCAGCUAUAAUGAAGUUGCUGAUGAGUUAGUGGCGGAAUUCACCAAUCCAGCCAACUGCUUCAGCUCUGCUGAUCAGUAUGACCAGAAAAACAUACGGAGGCGUGUGUAUGAUGCGCUGAACGUCCUUAUGGCUAUGAACAUUAUCUCGAAGGAGAAAAAAGAAAUACGGUGGUUAGGCCUGCCAACAAACUCUCAGCAGGAAUGCAUCGCUCUUGAAAAGGAUAAGAUUCGACGUGCUAAUGCCAUAAAGCAAAAGAUGAAGCAGUUGGGAGAUCUUAUCUUGCAGCAAAUUGCUUUCAAAAACCUUGUUGAGCGCAACCGAAGCAGUGAAAGCUUGUCUGGACCGCCGGGUCCCAAUUCCUCUAUCCAACUGCCAUUCAUUUUGGUCCACACUUCAAAGGACACCACAGUAGACUGCAGCAUCUCCAGUGACAAGCGUGAAUAUCUUUUCAAUUUUGACAACAAAUUUGAAAUCCACGAUGAUAUGGAAGUGUUGAAACGUAUGGGUUUGGCACUUGGCCUCGAGAAGGCAGAUUGCUCCGAGGAGGAUCUGGUCAAAGCUCGAUCACUUGUGCCUUCAUCACUGGAAUCUUAUGUUACACAGCUUGCCAUGGGCACACUACAGCCCGACUUCCCAGUGGACGUGAAGCCUGGCCCAAGCCUUGCAAGGAGAAGAGCCCUGGGAGAUGCCACAGCAGGCGAUGAAGAUGCCGAAGUUGCAGACACACUGGGAGACAUGUCUAGCUUCUCUCAGGGUGACUUGGACGCCACUGGACAGGACACCAUGUCACCAACUUUCAAUUAUUCCGAUGGCGAUCUUGAUUCGGAUGGAAGCGAUGUAGACAUUUAAGAAAAAUGGCUAGUUUUUUUUUGUGUUCUUAGCCACUGAAAAAGUAUGUGGCUGCAGUUAAAUUUGUUUUUCUAACUUGAAAUUUUACUGCUGUCGCUUUGAUAAGUUUUCUCGAGUGUCAGCCGCCUUAAUUUUAUUUAGUGUAUAUAUUUGGUGAAAAUUUUUAAAUAUUCAUUUAUGAUUUCAAUUAUAUUUGAGAAUAACUGCAGUCUUAAAUGAUAUGUUUACUCACUUGUUUUCUUCAGACGUGUGUAUGUAAUUUUGCAGACUGAAGGUAACACAACCAGCAAAAUGUACAGUUCAUUAUUUGUGGGAUUCCCCAUCUAUCUUUUGUGCCCAUAAGUACAAGGUUCAAUCAUUUCUAAAUACAUAAAUAUGUAUAUUUUAAUUUGCACCAUGUAAUAAUAACUAUGAAAACAUCCCCCAGUAAAAUUGUAAAAAGAGCCGUUUCCUCUUUGCUACAAAGUGUAGUCUCAACUGCAAUUUGUGCUUGUGACAGGUGGCAACUUAGUCUGGUAGUUACGAAUAUUGUCUAUUGAGGAGAAACAAAACAAUAUAACGUUUUUUGAUCAA